Molecule: messenger RNA, 189 nt
Organism: Hepatospora eriocheir
Lineage: Eukaryota; Fungi; Microsporidia; Hepatosporidae
Source: the annotation of a GenBank genome assembly
AUGAACAAAUAUGGAAUGAUUUUCUAUAAAGUUCACAAAAGAGUAGUAAACAUAGAAGGUUUUAAAUUUUCUCUUCGAGAAUUAAAGGCUGUUUAUAAUAAGAAAGGAAUUGAGUCUUUUGUUUUUAUAAUGGAUAAUAACAGAAUCCAUCAUUAUAGAGGACUUAUAGAAGAUAAUAAACUUUUUUAG